Molecule: messenger RNA, 1603 nt
Organism: Thermothelomyces thermophilus ATCC 42464
Lineage: Eukaryota; Fungi; Ascomycota; Sordariomycetes; Sordariales; Chaetomiaceae
Exons: 2
Coding region: 70-1503 (477 amino acids)
Source: RefSeq, a predicted model, not a curated record
CGACGCCGCCGCCGCCGCCGACGCCGACGCCGACGCGACGCCGAUCCUCCUUGCACUCAGCCCGCCGCCAUGUCAAGGCCACAACAGGUUGUGCGGCCGAUUGUGCGGUCGUUGCAGCAGGCAACCGGCCGCCCGGCGACAUGUUCGUCCCGACCAAUAAUCGCCCUGCGCCAGUUCUCGUCGACCCCCAGCCGAAAGGAUGAGGUGACGACGACGACGACGACGACGACGAGCACCUCGGCCGAGUCCGUCCAGGAUGCCCAGAAACUCGCCGCCGACGCAGCGCUGCUUGGCCAAAAGAAGCCCUCGCGCAUCCCAUCGACAAUCAAGCAGGGCACCGAGGAGGAGCUGGCCCAGCUUAUGUCACCCCAGCUAGGUUCGAGGAGAAGGCGGGCUGCCCUCGCCACGACUAGCAACAUCCCCUUUGAGCAGCUGCCGUAUCAGUGCUUCCAGGAAGCGCGCAAGAUCCUGGCCCAGGACCGCGAGGAGAAGGUGGCCAAGAUUAUCGCCGAGACGGCAAAGAUCAAGCGGCUCGAGGCGACCGAUGCCAGCGUGUUCCGCGGUGGGGAGGCCUACAAGCAAAGGCGGCUGGAGAGUCUCAGGAAAUAUGUCGAGGAGCUCAAGAUUCUGGCCGACAUCAACGACCCCAUGGUCAAGAGACGCUUUGAGGACGGCCAGGGUGACAUGAACAAGCCCAUCUAUCGCUACCUUGCCCAUCGCAAAUGGUGCUCAAUGGCGCGCAAGAUUAUUAUCCAGCGUAUCGAGCAGUUCCACAUCGUGCCCGAUCUCCUGCCCAAGUUCGAGCCCGUCAUGGAUGUGAGGAUGACCUUCCGCGGCUACAAGGCGCCCCCCGGCGCCAUCAUGGACAGCCGCAUCACCGAGAACCCCCCUACGCUGCACAUGCAGGUCUUCGACAAGGGCGAGCGCCUCUUUUCCGUCGUCGUCAUGGACGCCGACGUGCCGGAUCCCGAGACCGACUCGUUCAAGAAGCGCCUGCAUUACAUGGCGACCAACAUCACCUGGAGCCCCACCAAGGAGACUCUCCCGCUGGGCCAGAUAGGCAGUGAGGCCUCCUCCGGCUCCGCUCCCGGGACCGGCGCCCUCGCCGUCCCCUGGCUGCCGCCCACCGCCCAGAAGGGCGCGCCCUACCACCGCCUGGCCGUCUUCGUCCUGCAGCACAAGGACAACGCGCCGCUCGACACGGCCAAGCUCCGGGAGCUCUACGACGGCCAGGGCCGCGACGGCUUCAGCCUCAAGAGCUUCCGCGACAAGUUCAACCUCAACCCGGUCGGCUUCACCAUGUUCCGCACCGUCUGGGACGACAACAUGGCCGACGUCAUGGCCCGCCACGGCAUCCCCGGCGCCGACAUCGAGUUCAAGCACAAGCGCGUCUACUCGCUCAAGCCGCCGCGCAAGGCCCGCGGUUGGGAAGCCAAGCGCCAGGGCCCCAAGUACCGCCAUCUCUGGAAGUACACCAAGCGGAUCAAGGGCAUCAAGUUCUAAGAGAUGGAGAGGGAAAGAGGCCAAGAUAGGGCUCGCGUCAUGUACUUGUAUCAUAUCACCAGUGUACCAGAUACGAAUAGAAUGGUUUGGAUCCGGGGCC